CUCGCCGUUGACUUGAGUGCAUGGAUUGUAGAAUUAAAACAAAGCAAAGUUACUUCGCAGUAUCACAAUAUUUACAUCAGAAAUUUAUUUUAUAGGACAAUAGAAUUUAUGAAGGAGGGUGUUGAGUUGGUAUUUGUGACUGAUGGCCGAGCACCGGACAUUAAACAACAAGCGUUGCUGAAAAGACAACAGAACCAAUUUGGUUCAUCAUCUAACACUGUGAACACAGACAGGCCUUAUCUUAGGAAUGCUGUAUCUCAGUGUGUUGAGAUGUUGGAAUAUCUUGGAUUAUCUUGUGUGGAGAGUUCUGGGGAAGCAGAGGCUUUGUGUGCUGAGCUAAACAGAAAACAGCUUGUAGAUGGGUGUUUAACGGAAGACAAUGACUUCUUUCUGUAUGGCGGUAAAACUUUGUAUAGAAAACUUACCAAAGAAAAUAAGAUGUAUUUGGUUGACAGAGUUGAUAUGGAUCAAAUAAAAUCUGACCUUGACCUAGAAAGAAAUGACCUUGUAGCAUUAGCACUACUGUUAGGGUCAGAUUAUGAUGAGAAAGGAGUUAAAUGUAUAGGAAAGGAGAAAGGAAAGGCACUGAUCAAACUACUUAAAUCUAGAAACUUUAAUCCACUUGACAGGUUACAAGGAUGGAGGGAAAAUAAAGAACUGGACAGUAUUCAAGAACGGUUGUCAGUAGAAACAAAGAAGGAAUGUCACUGUAGCAAAUGUGAUCAUCUAGGUCGUAUAAGUGCACAUGAAUCAUCAGGUUGCAAGGAUUGUGGGAUGGAAAUUGGUUGCCAGGAUACCAGUAUGGUCACAUGUAACUGUCCCUGGCAUAAACAGGAAGCUCUGAGGAAACAGCACAAACUUGAGGUCUCCUUGCGGCAGAAAUCACUAGAGAAUGUUUCCUUUCCAAAUAAAAUGGUGAUAGAAGAAUACCUGAACCCUGGUCUCAAGUCUUGUUCGGAAAUCCCAAAAUCAUCCAUAAAUGUGCCAAAGCUAUUGACAUUCUUGAAACAUCAACUUGGUUGGCAGUCUGGGGAAGUUUUAGGCAAGAUGGUUCCCAUUGUGAUAUUGAAGGAGAUGAGGGAAGCUGGGAGCCAACCUGAUUUAAUGUUUACUCCAGUCCGGAUAUUAAGGGCCUGUAAAGAGAAUCAUGUAGAUUGUUAUGAAGUGCUGUGGGACAAAACAGAUAGGAACCAUUGGGCAUGUGCAAGUUUUUCAACAAACAUAAAAGAAAAGGUGGUAAAGUCGCUGUUUAAGUCUGUUUAUCCAGCAUUGGCCACAAGGUUUGAACAAGAACUGACAGAGAAGAAGUCUGGAAGUGGAAAGAAGAGGAAAGCUGAGGGGUUGAAAGGUCAGUCAAAACUUACACAGUUCACGAAGAUCAAGAAAAAAUUACCGUUUACUGGAGAAACGAGUGCUGGCACUCAGAAGGAAGACUUUAUUAACAUAGAUGACAACAGUGUUGUUGAUUUAACAAAGGUUGAUAAUACUAGAAUGUCUACACAAACAUCUGCAGAUCUCCAUGAAGAUGGCAUUGGGAAAAUUGAUACAAAUAACUGUGGUCCAGAAAAUUCAUUACAAAUUAAGAAUUCCAAACAAAAAACACUAAAUGAGGAUGGAAAAUUAGGAAAAUGUUUUCAGAAAAAGUCUGUCAGACAAGGUGCCUCUGGGAAGAGAAAAGGUGACAAAACACCAGAUGGAAUGACUUCUAUCAGAAGCUUUUUUGUGAAGAAAGAUGUUCCAUCAGUUGAAUUUAAGAAAAAUGACACUUCAGCAUUUAAAAAGUUGAAUACGUAGGUAACAAAGAAUACUGUAAAAUCAUUAUUAUUCGCGGGUCUCUAAUUUUCAUGGUUUUCAUGAAAUAAAGAUCCAACAAAGUCUUCUUUAACAUCAAAACACUUGACAACUGAUUUAUAUAUUGUACAAAUCAGAGAACCUUGUUUUUAGCUCAUCUGUCACAAAGUGACAGGGUGAGCUUUUGUGAUCGCUUUUCGU
Ruditapes philippinarum (Manila clam) is the source of this 1992-nucleotide messenger RNA. RefSeq names its product flap endonuclease GEN homolog 1-like. The transcript has 11 exons. Gene Ontology annotation, molecular function: 5'-flap endonuclease activity; four-way junction DNA binding. Bases 109 to 1794 code for a protein of 561 amino acids. NCBI's taxonomy places the organism in Eukaryota, Metazoa, Mollusca, Bivalvia, Venerida, Veneridae. The record is from RefSeq and is a predicted model, not a curated record.